AUGGACUUCCUCCGCCGUCUCGGCGCGGGCCUAGACAGCCCGACAAUCCCCUGGAAAUCUCUCAUCAUCACCUUCAGUGUUGGCGAAUGGGCCUUGAAUUCCUACCUCCUCUACCGCCAAUACCGCGUCCUCCAACAUACCAAACCCCCAGCCCAACUCAAGAACGAAGUCGACCAGAAAACAUACGAUAAGUCACAGGCGUACGGCCGCGCAAAAGCCAAGUUCAGCUUUGUCACGUCUAUCUGGGCCCAGAUCAAGAACUACAUUCUCAUCCAGCACAAUGUAUACUACAAACUCUGGGCCUUCGCCGGCACGCUUAUGCUCAAUUACGCACCCGGGCGCUUUCAAGGCGAAAUCACACAGAGUCUACUAUACAUCUGCAUCCACGGUAUCGCCGAGACCAUUCUCUCCACGCCCAUCGAUUACUACCACCACUUCGUACUUGAAGCAGCUUUCGGUUUCAACAAACAGACACUAUCUCUCUUUAUAACAGAUAAACUAAAAGGCAUCGGCCUCCUGGUCGCACUCGGAACUCCCAUCGGUGCCGGCUUCCUCAAAAUCGUCCAAUCCACUGGCGACAGCUUCUUCUUCUGGCUCUGGCUCUUCAUGCUCGCCGUCCAACUACUCGUGGUCACCCUCUAUCCCUCCCUCAUCGUCCCACUCUUCAACAAACUCACGCCCCUCGAACCCGGUCCACUAAAACAACGCGUCGAAGCCCUCGCCCAGAAACUCAAAUUCCCCCUCGGAGAACUCCAAGUCAUAGAUGGAAGCAAGAGAAGCGCACACAGCAACGCCUAUUUCACGGGCCUCCCUUUCCUGCCCAGGAAGAUUGUCCUCUACGAUACCCUCAUCGAAAAAGCAGAAACAAAAGAAGUCGAAGCGGUUCUCGCGCACGAACUGGGUCAUUGGAAAAUGGGACACACUUCCAAACUCCUGGCCAUCAGCAGUUUCCAUCUCUUCUACGUCUUCGCCCUCUUCGGCGUCUUCAUCAACAAUAACUCCCUGUAUGAAGCUUUCGGCUUCCACAACCAACGCCCCAUCAUCAUUGGAUUCAUGCUGUUCAAUGAAGUCCUCACGCCAACGGACGCCAUCGUAAAACUCCUCAUGAAUGUCUUGACAAGAAAAUACGAAUUCCAAGCUGGUACGUCCACCCACCACGAACACUGACUGAAAUUCUUCCACCUGCUAAUUCCUCCUCUCGCUGCUGUUUAGAUGCUUUCUCCUUCGAUCUCGGCUAUGCUCCCGAAAUGGCCGCCGCCCUCAUCAAACUCCAAAUCCAGAAUCUCUCCGCCAUGGAUUCGGACUGGGCGUAUUCCGCCUACCAUUACUCGCAUCCCACUCUCACGGAGAGACUCAAAGCCAUAGGGUGGACCAGCGAGAAGAAAAUCUCGGAUCAAAAACCCAAGAUUGGAGGCGAGAAGGAGGCCAAUGGUUCAGCAGAGAGGAAAGAACUGUAA
This is a messenger RNA of Lecanosticta acicola, 1457 nucleotides long. NCBI's taxonomy places the organism in Eukaryota, Fungi, Ascomycota, Dothideomycetes, Mycosphaerellales, Mycosphaerellaceae. The record is from the annotation of a GenBank genome assembly.